Chrysoperla carnea is the source of this 1272-nucleotide messenger RNA. RefSeq names its product replication protein A 32 kDa subunit-B (gene RPA2). Gene Ontology annotation, biological process: nucleotide-excision repair; DNA replication; double-strand break repair via homologous recombination. The coding region runs from base 182 to 952 and encodes 256 amino acids. NCBI's taxonomy places the organism in Eukaryota, Metazoa, Arthropoda, Insecta, Neuroptera, Chrysopidae. Gene Ontology annotation, cellular component: DNA replication factor A complex; chromosome, telomeric region; site of double-strand break. The record is from RefSeq and is a predicted model, not a curated record. The transcript has 5 exons.
UCAAACAACAAACUACUUGAAAUAAAAAUCCCGCUAAAAAUCUUAAAUCGGCCGACAUAAAUCACCUUCAUUUCGUAAACGUAAAAGAAUAAAUAAAAUUUUGGCUAAAAAAAAAAGAAAUUAUUCUUAAUAAACAGUGAUUAGAUAAUUCAAUUAUUAUUAUUAUUAAUUAAAAGUAAACAUGUGGCUUGAUGAUUAUGAUAACGCAGGUGGUCAAGGUGGAGGUGGUUUUGAUGCAAAUACUACAGUACAGGGUGGAACCAAACAAACGAAUCGAUCACGUCAAUUAAUGCCUAUGUUUAUAAAACAUAUGCAUUUAUUAUCAGAAGAUUUAACAUUUUUUGGUCAAACGAUACAAAUGGUUGAAUUAUACGGGGUGUUACGAUCACAAACAGUUUCAUCCACUAAAGUCAUCUAUGAAUUAGAAGAUUUCAGUGAUAAAAUCAUUUGUCAUUUGUGGCUAGAUCAUGAUCCUGAUCAAGCUCCAACGAUACCAAAUUUAAUGUUAAAUGCAUAUUGUCGAGUUGUUGGAACACUUAAAAGUUUAGCAGAAGGACGUCGAGUUAUGAUUUUGAAAAUAGAAAAUAUGAAUCAUCCAAAUGAAUUGGUCACCUUUAUGCUAUCAGCUAUUUGUGCAAGAUAUGAAAUCGAAAAAAUGUUCAAAGAAGAGGCGAAUGGUGGUACAAUGAAUAUAACAACAGGUGCAGGUGGAGUUGCAGGUACGAACAAUGAUUUAGAUGAUGCAAACAAUAUGAUUGGCACACCAUUCCAAUAUAAAGUUUAUAAGGCAAUUGGAAAGUGUAAUGGAGAACCACAUGGUGGAACUAUCAAACAAAUCCAAGACAUUGUGAAAUGUACAAAAGCUGAAUUAAUGGAUACACUUGAAUUCCUGACAAAUGAAGGUCAUGUUUAUACGACCAUUGAUGAUGACCAUUAUAAAGUUGCAGCGUAAACUACAAUUUGUUGUUUUUUUUUGUUUCUUUAAAAUAUAUUUCAUCGUAUUUUUAUUAAUUUUAUAUUCUAAGUAUGUUCAAUCCAAUUACCUGAUUUUCUUACAGGAAAAAGAAUUCUCAUAAACCUUAUAGUCUAGGUCUUUAGGUGAUAAAAGAAUAUAGUGUGUAAAUAAAUAUGCCAAAAUUUUUUAAGUGUAGAUCCCUUGCCUCGGGAAUGGAACAGUGAACCCCCUUCCCCUGUGCAAGGGUUGGGAAUACGCUAUACUAAUCGAAAUAUUCGACUUUUUCAAAGUGUUGACAAUCUAAGUCUGAAUGUUUC